This is a messenger RNA of Chelonus insularis, 2433 nucleotides long. It is a transcript of the gene Xpd, whose product is annotated as general transcription and DNA repair factor IIH helicase subunit Xpd. Gene Ontology annotation, molecular function: hydrolase activity, acting on acid anhydrides, in phosphorus-containing anhydrides; ATP binding; DNA helicase activity. Gene Ontology annotation, cellular component: nucleus. The transcript is spliced from 14 exons. The record is from RefSeq and is a predicted model, not a curated record. NCBI's taxonomy places the organism in Eukaryota, Metazoa, Arthropoda, Insecta, Hymenoptera, Braconidae. Gene Ontology annotation, biological process: positive regulation of mitotic recombination; nucleotide-excision repair; transcription by RNA polymerase II. Bases 126 to 2405 code for a protein of 759 amino acids.
ACAUGUGUAUGUACACUGUAAGUUGUUCCGUUUCCUUUACGCCAAAUAUUUGCACUGUAAACGUUUUCAUCAAUAGAAUAAAGAAUAAUUAUUUAUAAUUAUUGUUAUUAAAAUCAUUUGACAUUAUGAAGAUAAGUGUGGAUGGGUUAAUAGUUUAUUUCCCUUAUGAUUAUAUUUAUCCUGAACAAUAUGCUUAUAUGUUGGAGCUUAAAAAAGGCCUGGAUGCCAAGGGCCAUUGCUUACUUGAAAUGCCUUCUGGAACUGGAAAAACUGUUACUCUAUUAGCAUUAAUUGUUGCUUACAUGAUAGAAAAUCCUUUAGCAGUCACCAAAUUAAUUUAUUGCUCUCGAACUGUACCAGAAAUUGAAAAAGUUGUAGAAGAGUUAAAAAAGCUUAUGGAUUACUAUGAGAAAGAAACAAAUGUAAAGCCAAAAUUCGUUGGAUUAGUUUUAAGUUCUAGAAAAAAUAUGUGCAUUCAUCCAGAGGUAAGCAGAGAACGAGAAGGGAAAAUUGUUGAUGGCCGUUGUCAUUCUUUAACAGCAUCAUAUGUCAGAGCACGACAUAAUUACGAUGAAAGUACUCCAAUAUGCAAUUUUUACGAAGGUUUCGAUAUGGAAGGUAGAGAACGACUUAUGCCACCUGGAAUUUACUCUAUUGACGAUCUUAAAGAGUAUGGUAGAGACCGAAAUUGGUGUCCAUACUUUCUUGCGAGGUUCACUAUUAUACAUGCUCAAAUAAUUGUAUACAGCUAUCACUAUUUAUUGGAUCCCAAGAUCGCUGAAACAGUUUCUAAAGAACUUGCUAAAAAUUCAGUUGUAGUUUUUGACGAAGCUCACAAUAUUGAUAAUGUUUGUAUUGAUUCAAUGAGUGUAAAAAUAAAUAGAAGAAUCAUGGAUAAAUGUACGGCAAAUAUUCAACUUUUAGAGAAGACUGUUGCUGAAAUGCGAGACGAAGAUGCUAAUAAAUUAAAAGAGGAAUAUCAAAGACUGGUUGACGGCUUGAAAGAUGCGCAGGUAGCUAGAGAGACAGAUGUUAUUUUAGCCAAUCCAGUUUUACCUGAUGAAAUAUUACAUGAGGUAAUACCAGGGAAUAUACGAAAUGCAGAGCAUUUUGUAAGCUUUUUGAAACGUUUUGUUGAAUAUUUGAAAACAAGAUUACGAGUCCAACAUGUUGUUCAAGAGUCACCGACAAUAUUUCUUCGAGAUGUACAAAAUAAAGUUUGUAUAGAGAGAAAGCCUCUUAGAUUUUGUGCCGAAAGAUUGGCUUCACUAUUAAGAACCAUGGAGAUAACAGAUCUAACAGAUUUUUCUCCAUUAAUUCUGGUAACACACCUGGCGACUUUGGUAUCAACUUAUACAAAAGGAUUUACGAUAAUUGUCGAGCCUUUUGAUGACAAAACUCCAACGGUAUUGAAUCCUGUUUUUCACUUUAGUUGUAUGGACUCUUCAAUUGCCAUGAAACCGAUAUUCGAUCGAUUUCAAUCUGUAAUCAUCACUUCGGGUACUUUAUCACCACUAGAUAUGUAUCCAAAGAUUUUAAAUUUUCAUCCAGUAAUUAUGUCAUCAUUCACCAUGACGUUGGCAAGGCAGUGUUUGUUACCUAUGAUUGUAGCUAAGGGAAAUGAUCAAGUGUCUAUUUCUUCCAAAUUUGAAACAAGAGAUGAUAUAGCUGUAAUAAGAAAUUAUGGCCAGCUUUUGGUAGAAUUUUCAGCAAUUGUACCAGAUGGGAUCGUUUGCUUUUUCACAUCUUAUCUUUAUAUGGAAUCAGUUAUUGCUGCUUGGUACGACCAAGGAGUUGUUGAUCAACUUCAAAGACAUAAACUUUUAUUUAUCGAAACCCAAGAUUCAGCAGAAACGAGCUUGGCUCUUAUCAACUAUAUCAAAGCAUGUGACAGUGGAAGAGGUGCAGUAUUAUUAUCAGUAGCACGAGGAAAAGUUUCCGAAGGAGUCGAUUUUGACAAUCAUUUAGGAAGAGCUGUGCUUAUGUUUGGAAUUCCUUAUGUUUAUACUCAAUCGAGAAUAUUAAAGGCUAGAUUAGAAUAUCUUCGAGAUCAAUUUCAAAUAAAAGAAAAUGAUUUCUUAACGUUUGAUGCAAUGAGACAUGCAGCUCAAUGUGUAGGACGAGCUAUAAGAGGAAAAACUGACUAUGGUAUUAUGGUUUUCGCUGAUAAGAGAUUUUCUCGAGCUGAUAAAAAAACAAAAUUACCCAAAUGGAUUCAAGAGCAUCUUUCUGACGGUUUAUGUAAUUUAUCUACUGAGGAAGCAAUACAGAUUGCAAAAAGAUGGUUGAGACAAAUGGCACAACCUUUUUCACGAGAAGAUCAAUUAGGGCUUUCGUUACUAACAAAAGAACAGCUUGAAAAAGAAGAGUCUAGCAAAAUUCAAGAAAAAGCAGCACAAAACUGACAGUCAAAAAGGGAAAAAUAAGUUUUGG